Auanema sp. JU1783 is the source of this 4866-nucleotide messenger RNA. NCBI's taxonomy places the organism in Eukaryota, Metazoa, Nematoda, Chromadorea, Rhabditida, Rhabditidae. The record is from the annotation of a GenBank genome assembly.
AUGUGUGGAAGCUCGCCAAGGGUUCAUUAUGCUUUCCAAGACAAUCUCAAGAAAUCUGCAAAGCUUUUCUCCAUUGACUCAAGCUCAGGAACCAUAUGUCUUGAUAAGGCUUUGGACUUUGAAGCAGCUGAGACACACCAGCUAAUAGUUACGGCUACGGAUCAGAAUGGACAAGUAGGGACGUGCUUUGUAAGCAUACGAGUUGUCGAUGUGAACGAUAACGCUCCUAUAUUCAAUCCACUUGAUUACAAUAUCUCAAUUCGUGAAGGUGAAAUACCCUCGGAAUCAUUACUCACUGUAGCAGCAACUGAUGCUGACCAAGGAAUCUUCGGAGAAAUAUCAUAUACAAUCGCCAAUGAUAAUUUGCCGUUCAGAAUGGAGAAGAAGACAGGCGAACUGUUUGCUUCAGGCCAAUUACAACGAGGAAGCUAUGACAUCAAUGUUAUUGCCGUUGAUGGAAAUGGAGCUGUAUCAGAGCAUUCGGCUACAAUUCACAUAAAUGUUAUUGCACGUGAUGCUCCUUCGCCGGCUUUUAGUCAAAGUCGUUAUGUUAUUCGUACAUCUGAAGACAUAUUACCUGGAAUAUCGAUUGGAACUGUUCAAGCUGUCGGAAAAGGAAGAAUUCGUUAUAGCAUUUCAUCAGGGAAUAUUGGCAAUCAGUUCAUUAUUAAUCCUGAAAACGGACGAAUCACUGUAGCUCGUUACCUCGAUGCUGACAAGUCAGACACUGUUCUUCUUAACAUUCAAGCUGAUCUGAUAGGAGGGGGAACUAAUCACACUCAAGUCCUCAUUGAAAUAGAAGAUCAUAACGAUAACUUCCCAGUGUUCUCUUCGGAGUCAGUUGACGUAACAAUCAAAGAAGAUCAACCACUGCAUGAGCCAUUCUAUGUUGUCCAUGCCACUGAUAAAGACAGAAAGAAGAAUGGGGAAGUAACAUAUUCAAUCAUAUCAUCACAUCCAUCGUGUUCUGUAAUGGUUCAACCAUCAACUGGUCAAUUACAACUGACUGGCACAAUUGACUAUGAGCGAAUUAAGUUUUAUCGCAUUCGUGUCAAAGCUACAGAUGCCGGAGUUCCUCCAAAAUCAGCUAACAUGACAGUUCUUCUUCAUGUCAGUGAUGUUAAUGAUAAUCUACCUGAGUUUGAUAGAGAUCAUUAUGAAGCUGAGAUUAUUGAGAAUUCCCCUCCAAUGAUUGAAGUACUACGAGUUAAUGCUACAGACAAAGAUUCAGAUGAGAAUGGAAUGAUCUCUUAUCGAAUAACGAAUGGAUCAGAUAAUUUUGGUAUUGACGAGAAGAUUGGCUCCAUUUUUGCUAAAAAAGAAUUGGAUCGGGAAAGGAAAGGCGAGUACAAUCUAACGAUUGUAGCUGAAGACAAGGGAUAUCCUACAUUAUCAACUUCAACAACUGUUCUCAUAAGGGUGUUAGAUGUGAAUGAUAAUGCACCAUCGUGCUCCUCGGUACAUACAUUGGUCGUACCAGCUGAUGCUGACACAAAAUCCACUUUUGGUUCAAUUGUCAUCUCUGAUCCUGAUUCUGGUGAGAAUGGAACUGUGUCCUAUCGAGCACAACAGACACAUCAGCUAUUCCUUGUGAACACAAACGGUGAUGUGAGACUGAGACGAAAAAUAACUGACGUCGAUCCAACGGACUUCCGUAUUUCCAUUAUUGCUUCGGAUAACGGACGACCACGUAAAUCAUCUGUAUGCCAUGUUCCCAUCAAAGUCACAAAAGGACAAACAGAUAUUCAUUUGGUUGAGCCAUUUGAAAGAACAUUACGUGUGCCAUCAAAUUGCACGAACGUAUGCCGUCUGCGACAAAUAGAUGCAACUGGAGUACAUAAAUGGCUUUUGCAAAGCUCAGAGAUAUCCAACUGCUUUUCCAUUCACAAUGGUGUUUUGUCGUUAUCAUCAUUGCCGACAGCUUUACCUCCAUGGAAUCUUGUUGUUGUUCUAUCAGAUAAGGAAGGACGUCAGAAGAUGUUAACAUUGAAAGUUCUACCACCAUUAUCAAAGAAUCUAAGGGAGACGGUAGCUUUACCUCAAACGCUACCUAUUGGAUCAAAAAUCGCUGUCAUUGGUGAUGGAACUGAAAACGGACAUUACUAUUACAGUAUAUCUAAUAAGACUGAAAUGUUUGAGUUGGAUGAAAUCACAGGAACUAUAUAUCUGAGUGGACGAUUGAAAGACCAUAUUGGCGAAUCUGUUCAUAACAUCUAUUUCCGUAAAAACAACAUUGAGACUGAAGCUAUGGAGGAUAUUCUAAUUGAAUUCCAAAUUUCUCAGAAUGCUGAGAUACUACCGAAGUUCAACAAAGAUGUUAUUGAAAUUGAUGUUAUCGAAGAUACAUUGCCUGAUUCUAUCAUUCUCUCAGCUUUUGCUUAUGUUCCAAGUGAUUCCAAUUUAACUGUUUCCUAUUAUCUUCAUGAUCCAACUGAUAUGUUCAGUAUUGAUCGAUUCACUGGAGAUAUCUCAUUGCUUUCAACACUGGAUUGGUUCGAGAAGCCACAGUACUCAUUGGUCGUUGAAGCUCGCUGUGGAAGUUUGAAGUCAACUCAGCUCAUAAACGUCAACGUUAUUGAUAUUAACAACAAUACUCCAGAGAUUUCAAGCGAUGAGAUAGUUUAUCUGUGGCCAGACAGUUCCAGAAAAAUUCAUAAAAUUGUUGCCACGGACCGAGAUAAUGGUUUGAACUCUCAACUGAAGUUUGAGUUAUCAUCAAAUCCUCACAACCUCUUCACUAUCAACAGCAAGACAGGAGACAUUUUCAUGGAGCAGUUCCCAGAUGUUGACGAAUCACUGAUCGUGAGAGUUUCGGACAGUGGAACAACUCCUCUUGCCAUUGAGCAGACUCUUUCACUAAGAAUAAUGAAUAGUUCAAAGAGAUGGCACUUCUUUGAUCGCCCAGAAUACAUCUUCAACAUCACUGACUCUGCUGACAGAGGUUAUUUGGUUGGAAAAAUAACUGGAAAAGGCGAAUCAGAAAUUCGUCCUAUGUCCAUGCCUGCUGGUCUCUCACUGAUUGGAAAUGAUUUAAAGUUGAGAAAUAGUCUUUCAAAUGGAAUUCAUCGCUUCUCAGUCCUCGCAUCCUCUACCUCUCAAGAAGUAGACUGGGCAAGCGUUACCGUUGCAGUCACCACAGUUCCUGACCGUCCUAGAAUAAGCUCGGCUUCAUGCGGCGUUGUUGUUGUUCCUGAAAACAAAGGAUUGAAAAACUUCAAACGAAUCAUUGCUCAAAACGUCGAAAAGUUUAUGCUUCAAGCUCCUACACCUCUGUUCGAAAUCGAUUCAUCUACUGGAGAGCUGUCAAGUGUUGAGUUAGAUCGUGAGACCAAAGCCGAACACUUCCUCGUAAUAGUUGCUGAAGGAUUUGGUCAAAAUGAUACAUGCACCGUGCGUGUGAGCGUGUCUGAUGAUAAUGAUAGUCCUCCUCAGUUUUCUGCUUCGACUGCUCAACUAGUUAUCAUUGAUGACGCUGUCAAAGUUGGAGAUUCUGUUAUACAACUGAGUGCAUUAGACUUAGAUAAAGAUGAGAACAGUCAUCUUGUUUUCGAGCUUUUAGAAGAUCCAUCUAUGUUGUUCGACCUAGAACCUGAGACCGGGAAAUUGGUGUACAAGAGAUCUUUUAAAGUUGAUCAAGGGGAAUGGAUGCUAAAAGUUCGAGUUAGCGAUCAGGGCAACAAACAUUUGUCUUCCGAUCGUUUCAUUCGAAUAAGGGAUGAACGAGAAAGCUCAGCAGGAGUGAAAGCUGAUGAAGCAGAUCCAACAUUCUUGCGAUCCAGCUACGUGUCAGAUGUAGAUGAAGGGCUGGAGAGGGGACAGAAAAUCGCUCAAGUCCAAACCACUCAACGGGACUCUCGAAUCACCUACAGUAUUGUAGAAGGUAAUAUGGAUGGAGCUUUCGAAAUUGACUCAGAAGGCUUCGUUCAUACUGCACAAGAGCUGGAUUAUGAGAUAAGACCGAAGUAUGAGCUCAGAAUUAUCGGAACAGGCACUUUUAAUGGUGAAAUAUCCACUAUGCUCGAUGUGAAAGUCAACAAUAUCAAUGACAACCCGCCAGCUUUUCCCAGAGUUGUGAACCGCAAAAUAUUGGAAUCUGUACCUAUUGGCUCUUACAUCAGUACUGUAUCAGCUAACGAUGUCGAUAACGAUAGUGUCAUUGAGUAUUCAUUCGAAAUUGAGGAUCCACGGUUCCAGAUCGAUAAGUAUACUGGAGUGAUACAUACCAUAGCAGAGUUAGAUUAUGAAGAAAACCCCGACAUCAGUUUAAAAGUUAUUGCAUUCGACGGAAAGUUCAAGACAAGUGGUAUAAUUCGAGUAUCACUCAUCGAUAUAAAUGACAACUCGCCUGUGUUCAACAAGCCUUUCUAUGAUGUUCAAGUGCAUCCUGAUGCACAGCCGGACGAGAUUAUACUCAGAGUUCAAGCAACUGACAAGGAUUCGGGUGAUAAUGGAAAACUAUCUUAUUCACUUGAGCGGCAUGAAGAACAAUUCAGUAUAUCAGCUGAUGGAUCUGUCGUUCUACAUUCAGCUAUGACAAUGGGAUCGGAGUACUUAAUAACUGUUACAGCAUCAGAUCACGGAAACCCUCGCCUUACGUCCUCUGUGCCAAUACGUAUCACAGCCUCUUACAAAAAACCAUCUGAGCAACCACAAUUUCCCCAGAAGGAUUAUGAGUUUCUAAUAUCUGAAAGUCAAUCGAUUCAUACCGUUUUCGGAAACGUCUCGGCUUCUUACAACAAUCUGUUUUACCGGAUACUUGAUGGCGACGUGGCGAACUUCUUUGAUAUCGACCGUCUUGGACGAUUAUCAUUGAGAGCUCCGGUGGAUCGUGAAGUCAGGGAAGUGUUCAAGUUUGAGGUAGGAUAG